AUGCCUCGACCACCAACCCUUCCACCUGCUGCCACGGCCUCAGCCCGCGCAGCUCGCGCCGCAUUCUUCUGCGAGCUCUGCCAGAAAGGCUACUCCCGCAUGAAUGAGUUUGAGGCACAUCAAUCAUCCUAUGAUCACCAGCAUAAGAAGCGGCUCCAGGAUAUGAAGGUGAUGCAGAGACAGGUCAAGGACAGUUUGCCGCGGAAGGAGGAGCGUGGACCAUUGAUGAGUAUCAAGUUGGGUGGUACGAAGGAUAAGGAGGGAAGUGGUGGAGGGUUCAAGAAGGGUGGCUUCAAAAAGAUGAAUGCUUUCGCGCCUGUGGGAGAUGCAGGAGAGGGCGUCGAGGUAGAGAAAGAUGUGAAGGUGGAGGAAGUCAAGAUCAAGGUUGAAGAGGAGUACGACAGCGAUGUGACAGACGAGGAGGAUUACUACGACCCGUGCCGUCCGACUGGCUGCCAUCCAGGCUGUCCUGGUGCGCUGAAGACUUGA
Messenger RNA from Cyphellophora attinorum, 489 nucleotides. RefSeq lists its product as uncharacterized. The record is from RefSeq and is a predicted model, not a curated record. NCBI's taxonomy places the organism in Eukaryota, Fungi, Ascomycota, Eurotiomycetes, Chaetothyriales, Cyphellophoraceae. The transcript has a single exon. Bases 1 to 489 code for a protein of 162 amino acids.